AUGACGUCGACCAGCGCUCCUGCGGUGGACUUCUCGUGCGCUAUCUGCUUCGAUACCGCCACAGAGCCAGUCGUCACCCGCUGCGGCCACCUCUUUUGCUGGGAAUGCCUCGAUCACUGGCUGCACAGCGCGGCUGGCGCGCCAGAGUGUCCGGUUUGCAAAGGCCGGGCCGAUGAGCGGAUGGCUGGUGAUAUCAUUCCCUUGUACGGCAAGGGCCGACAGCCGGCGACAAAGGAGGGCAGUGGCCAAAGUACUGUCUCCGCAUCAGCAACGACAACUGCAGCCGCGACAACCGCCACAGAGAGCGCUGCGACCGUUUCCGACCCGGCACAGGAGGCAUUUUUCAGCCGCCCUAGCGCUUACAGUUUUGCCCCCGCUCGCGACACACGACGUGCGGCCCCGGCGUCCUCGCAAGAGCAGCAGCCGGAACAACAGCACCACCCGCGCCCAAACGCUGAUCGUGCGCCGCCGCGCCCUCGCCAGCAGCAGCGUCACCAGUUCCAAAAUGUCCACAUAAAUCGCGGUGGCAUGCCGCUGACCAUGGGCAGUGGCAUCUUUUUCUUCGGUGGCGGUACAGGGGUGCUUUUCUCCAUCCUUGUCGUGGCGAUCUGGACCCUGUACCACUACGCGCCGUGGCGUGAGUGGGUGCAGGUGCUGGGGCGCUGGUACAACCGCCUGCGCGGUUACCCGGAGCCGGCGAACACGAGUCAGGAAGAGCACGAGGCGGCAACGGACAGGUCGACCCGGGCACGGACACCACCAGCCGCCGCGCACCCAGCCUCUGCAGCUUCCUCGAUGGAAGACCCUAACAACGAUGUUUCGCCGCCAACCGUUGUGCGCCACUUGAUCCUUAGCCUCUUUCUCGUCUUCAUUUUGAUCCAGCUUUUGGCGUACGUGUAG
Messenger RNA from Leishmania mexicana MHOM/GT/2001/U1103, 900 nucleotides. RefSeq lists its product as hypothetical. Gene Ontology annotation, biological process: ubiquitin-dependent protein catabolic process. Lineage: Eukaryota; Euglenozoa; Kinetoplastea; Trypanosomatida; Trypanosomatidae. The record is from RefSeq and is a predicted model, not a curated record. Gene Ontology annotation, molecular function: metal ion binding; ubiquitin-like protein conjugating enzyme binding; ubiquitin protein ligase activity. Gene Ontology annotation, cellular component: endoplasmic reticulum. The transcript has a single exon. Bases 1 to 900 code for a protein of 299 amino acids.